AAAACCGCGCGUGCAUUGGCAGCAUUGUUUUUUGGUAGUUUACAAAUAAAAUGGCCGAUAUAUGAGGCUAUUUUGUAUGGACAAUAAAAUAUACAAUUUUGUAAAAUUAAUGACCAUCGGUUGUUCGUAUAUGUAUGUCAAAGUACAGAUUUAGUGGUGUGAAAUACGAGAAAAGAAGGUGAAGUGUAAGUGAACGUGUGGGAGUGCCGUGAGAAGAAGGUGGAGGUUGUCUUUCAAGACCCGUGGACGCCGCGGGCCCGAAGACAGAAACGAAGAAUCACUUACAAGCUCUAAUACAUACGACAGUCAACCAACCACUGUAUCAUUUACAUUGACGCGCGGUGGCGCGGUGGCAACUAUAUAAGAACGGCUGUAGAUUUACCGAGCCUGGUUUACAUCGCAACGGGCCCCCUCUGCCGCCUGCUCCAAUUCUUCAGGCAUUCUUACCUUACCUCCCAAAACAUUGUGUGUUCUUGAGUCUAACAAAACAACGCUUGGGAACACGCUGUGCACUUGUUUGCACUUUAUGCUACAUAUGAUUAAAAGUGCAUCGCAUUGAUUACCUUGAAAACUCUAUGAAUCCUAGUUACAGCUUGUAGAUAAUAAGGCAAGCCUAAAUAUUAUUACAUCCUAGAGCCAUUGCAGGCAGAUAUGAUUUCUAAUUUUGAAAUCCACGGCCAAGAUACUGGAGUGUGACGGGUACAUUUAUUUAGAAUCCCUCAAAAUAUUUCCCGCCGAUCAAUUCGUUGUAGUGGAAAGAAGUGGUACGGACAAUGCGUUGACAGAGACGGAGGGGCCAACGAGCACAGCAUCUAGCCAGCCCACCCCCUCCGUUACUCCUCUGUCAAACAUGUGCACCACUCCUGGCAAUAUGGGCACAGGAUUUGGGUAUACCUGGUCCUUUGGUGGGCCAGGUGCAGAAACCCGAGAAAAUGCACAGGCCGAACUUAAUACAAAUAUUAGUUAUGCCGUGAACAAUAAUCAGGACCAAGGAUCCAGUCAGAAGAUACAAGUUGACAUUAAACCAACAAAAAUUGCUAAUAGCACUCAUCGUAGACCAAUGUUCAGUAUGAAUGAAACUUGUCAACAAACUCCAACAACCCACCAUGGCCAUACAGCUGGAGCUCAUAAUCAAACGCAUGGCACACAUGUUCGUAAUAAGAAACAUCACGAUGUAUUUUCGUUGACAUGCGACAAAGGGGGUUGUAAUUGUGAUGCAGCACAUCCGACACCUCCACCUUCCCUUUUCUCGAACACUUUAGUUUUUACUACAGCCGAUAAGCAUGCUAUGAGUAAGCAUUUUAUGACACCCCUUGGACCGCUACAACUCACGGCGGAAGAGUGCAAUGAAAUUUUAAUGAAAAGAGCAGCAGCUGCGUCGAAUCAAGCUAAUGUAAACAAUGUGGCUACCAGCCAAACAGAUACCACAGCACAUUUUGGGCACGUUUUAACGCAUGUCAAUACCACGCAAAUUGAGACAAAGGUAAAACAGCAACAAGAUAUGGGAAGUCAGGUUCGUGUACCAAAAGAACGACCAUAUUCUUGUUCGGAAUGUGGGAAGUCUUUCCUUCUCAAACAUCACCUUACAACCCAUGCGAGAGUUCAUACAGGAGAACGACCUCAUGUUUGCGUGCAUUGUGGAAAAAGUUUUGCGCACAAACAUUGUCUUCAUACUCACCUGCUUCUGCAUAGUGCAGACCGACCUUAUCAAUGCCUUGAAUGUAAAAAGUCUUUUACAUUAAAACAUCACCUUGUAACACACACGCGUGUACAUACCAGAGAUCGCCCAUUUAUUUGUCAAGAAUGUGGAAGAGCAUUUCCACUGAAGCGUCAUCUGGUGACGCAUAGUAAAUUUCAUUCAGGGGAAAGACCUUUCGUUUGCGAAGAGUGUGGAGAAUCGUUUUCGCAAAAGGAUCACCUCACAAUGCAUUCGCGCUUCCAUGGCAGUUUAAAUCCGUUUGUUUGUCAAGAUUGCGGAGCAACCUUCCAGAGAAAGUUUGAGUUAGUGAAUCAUGGUCGCUUACAUGGCAGAGUUCCACAUUCGUGUACUGUUUGUGGGAAAGAAUUUUUACAAAAAAGAACAUUGUUAGCACACAUGCGUUUACAUACAGGAGAAACUCCAUUUGCUUGUACCGUUUGUGGAGAAGCGUUUCCCCGGAAAACAGACUUGGUUGCCCAUUCUAAGAUUCAUAAUAAUAAGAUGGCAGCAGAUGAUAAAUCUCUUAUGUGCAGGGAAUGUGGAUUGGAUUUCUCGAAUCGAGAAGCUCUUAAUCUGCACUUGAGGUUACAUUCUGGUGAUCGAGCGCUUGUUACGGAUCUCUGUGGGUUAGCCGCUGCCUUCCAACAAACUCCUGGACACUUCCUUACUCCCAACACCACUGGAACUCAUCAGCUGAAGAAUUUGCAGAUGAAUGGACCGAUUGGAAAUCCCGGUGUUAGUCACAUGCAUGGUGCGACGCAAACGUCGCCGCCAGUCGGAACAGCCCCGAAGCCAAAACCGCACAUUUGUCCUGAUUGCGGUCGUGGUUUCGUACAGAAGCAUGCGCCAGCACAUGGAUCCUCCACCGAGUAUACUUCGGCAACAACAAAGACAAGCCGCGCAAGCUGCUGCUCAACAAGCGCAACAACAACAGCAGCAACAGCAGCAGCAAACGUGCACUGUAGAUACAAAAACGAUACAACUGCAGGCGAUACAGCAGCAAGUGCAACAGCAGGUCCAACAACAAGUACAACAACAACAGCAGCAGCAGCAACAACAAGUACAGCAGCAACAGGUGCAGCAACAGCAGCAACACCGCAACCACAACAACAGCAAACGUGCACGGUAGAUACAAAAACGAUACAACUGCAGGCAAUUCAGCAAGUGCAACAACAAGUUCAGCAGCAGGUACAGCAACAAGUACAACAGCAGCAGCAACAGCAACAACAACAACAGCAACAAGCGUGCUCUGUGGACACUAAAGCAGUACAGUUAAAUGUUACUAUGUGA
Messenger RNA from Megachile rotundata (alfalfa leafcutting bee), 2989 nucleotides. RefSeq lists its product as uncharacterized. Lineage: Eukaryota; Metazoa; Arthropoda; Insecta; Hymenoptera; Megachilidae. Gene Ontology annotation, molecular function: DNA-binding transcription factor activity, RNA polymerase II-specific; RNA polymerase II cis-regulatory region sequence-specific DNA binding. The record is from RefSeq and is a predicted model, not a curated record. Gene Ontology annotation, biological process: regulation of DNA-templated transcription.